AUGGCAAUGCCAACCUAUGCCAUGUCAUGUUUUAAGCUUCCAGUCAAACUAUGUAAACACAUUCAAGCUCUUAUGGCAAGGUUCUGGUGGGGAGAGGAAAAUGACAAAAGGAAAGUGCAUUGGUGUUCAUGGCAAAAGCUGGCAAGGGGAAAGCAUAAUGGUGGCUUAGGCUUUAAAGACUUACAAGGCUUUAAUAAAGCAUUGUUGGGUAAACAAAUCUGGAGGCUUCUCACCUGCCCAAACCUGCUGAUGAGUAAGGUGAUGAAAGCCAAGUAUUACCAACAUGAGUCACCCCUAAGCUGCGAAGCCAAAGCCAACUCCUCUUGGAUAUGGAAAAGCAUGAUGAGCGCAAGAGAGGAGGUAAGAAGAGGAGCAAGGAGGAAGAUAGGUAAUGGCAAAGGCACUAGAAUUUGGGAGGAUGCUUGGAUCCAGGAUGGCAAAGAAGGUAAAAUGGUGUCCACAAAGCCCCCAACUUGUACGAUUAGUAAAGUGAGUGACCUGAUUUGUAACUUCAGAUGGAAUGCACCUCUUGUGUUUAGAACUUUCAAUCCGAGAGAAGCCAGACAGAUUCUCAAAAUUCCUAUUAGUCUAACUAGCAGACCAGACUCCUACUUUUGGAGCCAUAGUGAGAAUGGACAGUACACAGUGAGUUUAGCUUAUGACGCAAUAACAAGAAGGAAAAUUGGUUGGAAGGCAACGGCAGAGAUAAGGGAGAGACAAGUUGGGAAGGAGGGAGUGGGAAAGCUUGGAAACAGCUCUGGAAGAUGA
This is a messenger RNA of Coffea eugenioides, 768 nucleotides long. RefSeq lists its product as uncharacterized. The transcript has a single exon. The coding region runs from base 1 to 768 and encodes 255 amino acids. The record is from RefSeq and is a predicted model, not a curated record. NCBI's taxonomy places the organism in Eukaryota, Viridiplantae, Streptophyta, Magnoliopsida, Gentianales, Rubiaceae.